This is a messenger RNA of Carcharodon carcharias (great white shark), 3059 nucleotides long. It is a transcript of the gene radx, whose product is annotated as RPA1 related single stranded DNA binding protein. The record is from RefSeq and is a predicted model, not a curated record. Gene Ontology annotation, cellular component: replication fork. Gene Ontology annotation, biological process: regulation of DNA repair. The transcript has 16 exons. Gene Ontology annotation, molecular function: single-stranded DNA binding. NCBI's taxonomy places the organism in Eukaryota, Metazoa, Chordata, Chondrichthyes, Lamniformes, Lamnidae. The coding region runs from base 120 to 2834 and encodes 904 amino acids.
UUCUUCUCAUUCUUCCGCCAUUCUAUCAGAGGCAAUAGAGCGAUCGAGGCGUUAAACAAACAAACAAGGCAGCCACUGAUUUAAUGUUGGAGUUGCUUGGGCAAUUACGAUAGAUUGUGAUGUCGACUGCGUUAUGUGACAGUUCUACCCCCAGUAAUAGUGUUGAAGGUGCUGAGGAGACAGGAAAGACCUCCUUUAUUUCAUCCCUUCUUCAUCAGCUCACAUCCCAUAGCUUCUUGCAGCCUGUUCUUUCUGACGCCACUGAAGUAGUGCUGGUUGUGUCUGUGCAGCGGUACUUGGGGGACCCUGGAAACGAGAGGACCUCCAGAUCAUCUGCCUCUUACUUUUACGAUGUGACCGUGAGUGAUGGCUUUUCUCAGAUUAAGUGUCACCUGGCUCCUGAGCUGAACCCCCUGGUGCACCAGAACUGUCUGAAGGCUGGUAAUGGAAUCCACAUCACCCGCUGCAGCCUGGCAUACGAUGAGAAGAGGCUAAACCGCUGUUUCCUGCAGAUUGAGGCACUCAAACUGGCGGAAGCUGAGAGUGCUCCCCGUUUGAACACCCCUGGCCUGAGUACUGAGCACCUGCACAGCCUGACUGCUUCCCGGAGAGGAAGGGAUCUUCUGAGCACUUUGCAGAUGGAAACCCCCUUAAAAGGUGGAAGGGUUCAUUAUUUACCCUUGUGGAAUAAUAACGACCCCUAUGGUGGAGAAUGGAAUGGUCCAAAGGGUCCACCUUUUCCAAAUGUCCCACUUGAAGGUUUUAGAUUCAUUUCUCUCCAGCACUUGACAAUGAUCUGGAGAACAAAAUUUGAAUUUCCCCAUCUUCUGGUGCGAAUAAUGCACAAAUCUAGGUUACGCUAUUAUGGGCGGCCUGGAACAAAGGUGGACUUUCCUUAUCAGGCCUACCUUGAAGUAGCUGAUCAGUCCGGUAUGAUGCCACUGGUCCUGUGGAACUCCCUGUGCCCUGAAUGGUACCAGUCCCUGCACGUUGGCACAGUGCUCCUGCUGCACCGUUACUCAGUUAAGAACAGUUACCAGAUGAGAACCUGGGCCACUCCAUGUGACCCACAGUUAAAGAGCCUCAGAACCAUAGAGAUCUGCCUGAAUCCGCGAGAUCCUCGCGCAGAGAUCCAGAUUGUGCCAACUGAGCAAGUCAAAGCAGAGUGGAAGUUGCCUGACAUUAAGUACAAUUUCAUCACCAGACUGGAGCUGGAUAAACUGCCUGAUGGUUACACUUGCGAUGUCAUUGGACUCGUCACCUUUGUGGGAAGAUGUCAGAGAGUAAGAAGGGAAGAUGGCAGUGAAAAUUUCUACCUGUACCGCUGGGUUCAUGCUGUGGAUGGCAGCACUGAGCAACCUUUUGUCCUUGAACUGUUUGCAACUUCACAGCCAGAAACGUUUCAACAGAUUCACCCGAUGACCUACUUGGUUUGCACCCAGAUGAGGGUAGUUCGAGAGCUCCGACCUGGGGGAGCAAUUGCCAAUGUUCCCUACCUUACAACCUCCAAUGAAAGCCAGCUAUCUAUCUCAGGGCAUCACAAAGGACAACCGUACACACAGAAUCCAAAAGUACAGAGCUUCAUUCGGUGGAUAAAAGGACAGCAUGAGAAAGAUGUGAUGAAGAGGUCUGUAAUGGGUGGCUACUAUUCCUUCCCUCCAGCCCCCAACCUAUUUCAGGAUUACUGUAAAAAUCUGGAUGCCACAGCUCCCUUCACCUCCAUCAGUGAACUGAAGAAGGAGAUUGAAAGCCUGCAUUACAGAGAGCACAGGCGGAUUAUCCUUCAGGGAACCAUUGCUGCUGUUGGAUACGUUUGUCACACAGGCUCAGCUGAAAGGCUGUGUGUGAAGCCAGUGCUGGGGGCUCGAAACGGCUUGGACCCGGCCCUGCAGAAAGACGAUGCUUUUGCAGCCUCAUCUUCAGCACCAGUCAGACUUGACGGGGAAGGUCCAGAGGAAGGCACCAGUGUGAGCCGGCCAACAGAGGCGCUUCAUGUAGAUCCAGUGAGGCACCAUCCGAGGCAGUCAUCGCCAGUGCUGAAUUGCUACUGGUUAAGGAAGAAGUUGGCGGAUCCACAGAUGGGCGUGCUGAAGAGGAAGAAGCAGACAAACAGACAGAGGGCCCUGAAGAGGGCAGCUGCUGUACAAGUGCGUGAGCAGGAUGCUGAUGUUGCAGUGAGCAGCAAAGGAUUCUCCCAAGGUGCAGAAGAACCUGUGACAGCUGGCGAAGGUGAUGACAGAAGAUGUGAUGCAGGAGCUGCAACUGAUGGCUUCUCAGGAUAUACAUGGAAAAGUCCUACAUGGUCAGAGCUGAGAGAACAUCUGUCAGAGUACUUGCAUUUUGGUCAGCUCCUUCCUGAGAGCCUUCCACGGAAAUUUGCCUAUAAACAUAGAGACUUCCUCAUGCAGCAGUAUAAUCUUCAGGCUGCGGUGUACAAGCCGGUCACAGCCACUCCCAGGAUAGCCCUUCAGAGCUUUGCAUCUACAUGUAUCCAUGGCUACUACAGUGUGACGAUAGUUGGUGUAAAUCACCAGACAGCAAUUGACGUUGUGUUCCUUCCGGCUGUGAUGAGUCAUGAGGGUCACCGCAUGUUGGGUCUAUCAGUGGACGCUCAUGAUAACACGCUAGCCUCCAUUUUGGCCAGCGGUUAUGUUUGUGACGAACAGGCCACAGAUAAUAAUCAGCAAAAACAGACAUCCUCCUCUCCAGAUCAGAUUGUAAAGACGGCAGCUAACCUGGACUGCCUGCGCGUCAUCUGUGUCCUAGAUGUGUGCCAUCAUGGUGGGGACAAAUCUGAAGUGAUUUUAAACAAAAUAUACAGAGUGACAGAAUGAAGUCAGCCAUGACCAUUUUAAGGACAGCAUUUCAACAAUAUCCAUUUUCCAUUCACGGGUUCUAGAUUUUGAUCUGUGUCCUUCUCCAGUAACUGCCUUAGAGCGACAACAUCAAGUUGAAUGCCUUAUGGUAAUUAUUUGCUAUAAUAGUAUGUUUAAUAUAAACUUUCACCAGUCGGUGUGUACAUAUUCAGAUUUUAUCUCUCAAAUAAAUCUCUGGAUUAA